UUGAACGUCUUCUUCUUCCGGCCUCUUUUCGUUGAGGCUCAGCUAGCGGCCGGCCUGCAAACAUGCAGAUCUUCGUGAAGACGUUGACGGGGAAAACCAUCACCCUCGAGGUUGAGCCCAGCGAUACUAUUGAAAAUGUCAAGGCAAAGAUCCAGGAUAAGGAAGGAAUUCCCCCUGAUCAGCAGCGUCUGAUCUUCGCUGGCAAACAGCUGGAGGAUGGACGUACACUGUCAGACUACAACAUCCAGAAAGAAUCCACUCUGCAUCUGGUUCUGCGUCUGCGUGGUGGUAUCAUUGAGCCUUCACUCAGGCAGCUGGCCCAGAAAUACAACUGCGACAAGAUGAUUUGCCGCAAGUGCUAUGCCCGUCUGCACCCCCGUGCUGUCAACUGCCGCAAGAAGAAGUGCGGACAUACCAACAACCUUCGCCCCAAGAAGAAGCUGAAGUAAACAUGUAGACUGAACUCAGCACAUUGUGCAUCUUUGUGUUAAAAUAAACUUAAGAAAAUUCAA
Molecule: messenger RNA, 512 nt
Organism: Sphaeramia orbicularis (orbiculate cardinalfish)
Lineage: Eukaryota; Metazoa; Chordata; Actinopteri; Kurtiformes; Apogonidae
Product: ubiquitin-60S ribosomal protein L40
Exons: 5
Coding region: 63-449 (128 amino acids)
Biological process (GO): translation
Cellular component (GO): ribosome
Molecular function (GO): structural constituent of ribosome; protein binding
Source: RefSeq, a predicted model, not a curated record